GGUCCCGGUGAUGAGUUGGUCGGACUGUCGAUGAUGAGGUACCAGCAGACCCUAAAGGAGUACGCUUUCGAUUCGAGGCGUCACCUGACAGGAGAGCAAAAGUAUGAACUCAUUCUCGGCAUGAUCCGAGGCAUCUGCUCCCUUCAUCAAGUCGGUUUCGCGCACCGUGAUCUCUCCGAGGUCAACAUGAUGGUUUCGGAGAGGUCUGAGCAACUCCUCGAGGAUGGAAGCGUGAUGCCCGAGUUAGUUAUAAUAGACUUCGGGAAGGCCGAGUUCACAAGGCCUGCCGAUGUGUUGAAAUGGUCCGUUGGCGAAGUCGACAGAGAGAAGCUCGGUCUUCUGCCCAGGAUCAAGACGGUGCCCGACCAUGGAUACAAACUGUACCGAAAUGAUAAAGAACCCUUGCCCACCCCGAUCGACCCAUGCGCGGAGGACGUUUACGCGAUCGGAGUACUCGCAUGGCGAACUUUCUCCGGACUGGCUCCCUGGGACGGGGUUCUUGACACACAUCUCAAGAGAUUGCGUGAAAUUGUCGAGAACCCCGUCGAGAUUAGACGCUGCAUCGAGAAAGUCCGAGGAGAGAGAUCAAAGGAAUUGUUAUACAAGUGUAUCACCCGUCACUCGCAGGAUAGGGUCACUUCAAAGCAGCUUCAUGACUGGUAUGUCCAGCCUCAGGUGAAAUCGGAGUUAAUAAUGGAGUGGAGUGUAGCUGGUCGUAUCAGGAGGGAGGUGAAUAAGGAGUAA
Molecule: messenger RNA, 744 nt
Organism: Acaulospora colombiana
Lineage: Eukaryota; Fungi; Glomeromycota; Glomeromycetes; Diversisporales; Acaulosporaceae
Source: the annotation of a GenBank genome assembly